GACGAAGAUGAAGGUCAAAAGCGCCGCCCAAGAAGGCAACGAACUCAUUUUACAAGCUAUCAAUUGCAAGAACUAGAAGCUGCCUUCGCUCGUAAUCGCUAUCCGGAUAUGACAACAAGAGAAGAAAUAGCUAUGUGGAUUAACUUAAAUGAAUCCCGUGUCCGAGUUUGGUUUAAAAAUCGACGAGCAAAAUGGCGCAAACGCGAACGA
Messenger RNA from Trichoplax adhaerens, 210 nucleotides. RefSeq lists its product as uncharacterized. Gene Ontology annotation, biological process: regulation of transcription by RNA polymerase II; anatomical structure morphogenesis. Gene Ontology annotation, molecular function: RNA polymerase II cis-regulatory region sequence-specific DNA binding; DNA-binding transcription factor activity, RNA polymerase II-specific. Gene Ontology annotation, cellular component: nucleus. The record is from RefSeq and is a predicted model, not a curated record. The transcript is spliced from 2 exons. Lineage: Eukaryota; Metazoa; Placozoa; Uniplacotomia; Trichoplacea; Trichoplacidae. The annotation marks the transcript as partial.